Motacilla alba alba is the source of this 1708-nucleotide messenger RNA. Its product is annotated as thioredoxin domain-containing protein 6-like. The transcript has 5 exons. The record is from RefSeq and is a predicted model, not a curated record. NCBI's taxonomy places the organism in Eukaryota, Metazoa, Chordata, Aves, Passeriformes, Motacillidae. Bases 241 to 636 code for a protein of 131 amino acids.
GAAGGGAGCUGCAGUUAAGGCCCUGCAGCAGCACCUCGGCUCUUGGGGGAGGUGUGAGCAAAGGUGAGUCGAGGAUUGGGGCACUGCUGUGGGGGCUGUGUCCGGGCUGCAGCAGCAGAGGCAGGUAAAAAGCUCUCUCUGUGGCGCAGGUUGGCCAGCACUUGGAUCCUGGUGAUUAGAAGCCAUCUGUAGCACUUGGUGCUUGGGACAGCUGCUCAAAGGACCCUGUUCUGCAGAAGGAUGGCUGCAAAGAAAAAGGAGGUAGUGCUGCAGAUUAACAUUACUAGCCAGGAGCUUUGGGAAGAAGUGCUGUGUCUCAAAGGACUCAUUGUUGUUGAUGUGUUUCAAGCCUGGUGUGGCCCAUGCAAACCAGUAGUGAAUCUGUUCAAAAAAAUCAAGAAUGAAGUUGGCAGUAAUCUCCUGCAUUUUGCUGUGGCUGAAGUUGAUUCCAUUGAUGCUCUGGAAAAAUACAGAGGACAAUGUGAGCCUGUCUUUCUCUUUUAUACAGGAGGAGAAUUAGUGGCUGUUGUAAGAGGAGCAGAUGCACCAUUGCUGCAGAAGACCAUCCUGAAACAGCUGGCAGGGGAAAGGAAGGGUUUCCAUGGAGGAGAGCCUGUGGUGGUAAUGGGUCACUGAAGCUUCAAACACCUCUAGAUGUGCACUGGCUUUGUGUGUGUGGUCUAAAGUCAUGACAUUUCUCAGGAAUAAAACUGUCUUAACUGUGUGUGACCUGCUGUUCUUAAGGCAUCUCUGAAGCCUGCAGUCUCUGCUGAUGUUGCUGGCCUGUUCCUGGGAAUGCUUUUCCCCCAGCUCUUGCUGUGCACUGACAGAGAGCUCAGCAGGUGACCCUGGACAGGCAGAUCCUCUGCUGUCCCUGCUGAGCUGGCCUGGCCCGGGACAGCAGGAGGGCUGCUCCUGCUCAGGGACGUGGGGCCCUGCCUGGCACAGGCUCACCUGGAGGGGAGGAGUGGGGUGUUCCUGUCCCAUCCAUGUGCUCUUGCUGCUAGGUGCCAGACAGAGCCUUCUCCAGAGAGCAGGGAAGCACAGCUCUCCUUCAGGAGGAACAACGGGGAGGACUAACAGGUAAGGCAAGGCACAGGUGUAGGAUGUUCUCUGUGCCUUGAGUUGGAACCUUUAAAAGCUGGAACCCCCAGCAGGGAUCCAGCUGCUGCUGGGACACCAGAGGGGCCAUUCUUCCACCGGGGCACACGCGGAGAGUCACCUUGAAAGAGCCCAGCAUAGUUUGAGUGUCUGGCAUUGUGAAACUGGGGGUAUUUAUCUUUUCAAUGUGUUUUAUCUUACAUUUGACACCCACCCCACCUCCCGGCCCUUUCCUUCUGGCUGGCAAGGGCUCUUGGAGACCCCACAUGGCUUUCUGUUUCCAGGUGGUUUUUGAAAGAAGACACAAAUGCUUGGGCUCCAAAUCGGCUUACACCAUUUCCUGCCUUGUCUAAAAUCGGCCACCAAUUCCCAAAGGCUUUUGCAUGUUCUCCUAAAAGGGACAUUUUUUUUCUUGGCUUUUCUGGGAUAAUGCUGCCCCUGUGCACACCAAAUCUUAGGCUCCAGAAUAUUGGGAAUCGAAGCAAUUCUCUCCUGGCUUUAGCUGAAGCACCGAAGGGGCGUGAGGGACGUUGGUCUCUUGCCUCUCCUUUCUGCGCCUGUUGUUAAUUUCGUUCAUUUUCUUCCCUCGGAGUCUGACUCACCCAUC